CGCGCCUCUCGGUCCAGCGGCGGUCACAAACGUUUCGCGCGGUCCGCCGACAACAGACGUCACUCUCCUCGUCCGAUCCGAAGUGCGUUCGAGUGCAUCGCAGUGCGCGUGUUCAAUCUAUUAACACAUACACACACACACGCACACACACACACACACACACACACACAUAUUCAUUAUUUUUGUGCGUAUAGUUCACGUGUACACGGUAAAUCGUACGUACGUGAACUACGCAAAAACUUGAGUGCACUUCCGGGACACGUCCAGCAGCUUCAUUUCCGAUCCAGUGGACUAGUUUUCAAGUGCCGUUCUUCAGCGUCCCUCCGAGUAGGGGUGAGAAAACAUGUGCCUGCCGACCAGCGACGAGCGUCGUCGCCGACCUGACCUCUGCUAAGUCUCCGGCUCCUCAUCCUCCUCUUACUCAGCUACCCCCCGAUUCUUGCCGGGUUGUCCGAAGACACACACACGCACGUUGAUUACAUACGCAACUUUUCACGUCGUCCGCAGACCGUCCGCGUACCAUGACCCGACCGACACCCAUUGUGAUGUUGCUGCAAUUGCUGUUGUGUGCGGCAACGCUCAGAUCCGAUGCGGUGGUGGCCCAGGACACAGAUUCUCUGGCCAGCAGCUUUUUCUCAGGUUUGUUGGACACGAUUACGAGCACGGCAGACAGCAAAGACUGCCCGGGAGUUUGCGUUCACACGCUGGCUACGCUAAUAUGCUACGAAGUGCUGGAGAACGUCAAGUGUCCGAGCUCGACGAUGAGGUGCUGCGUGGAACCACCCCCGCUGUCGGCCAACGGCACGACCUCCGUGGCCAACAAGGUGGACCAGACUACGCCGGCAGUGCAGUCUAGCGCUAGGCCGCAACAAGUCUCCUCCAGCAGCCAACAGUCGAGGCCGGUAGUGAACACAUCGUCCGCGGACAAUCCGGGCAUCGUCUGUCCGGGAGUUUGCGUAGCCGAGAAGAUAGCCGACUACUGCGAGGCUGUGUUGAACGUGACGGAAAUGUGCAAGACGGGCCUGCGGUGCUGUGUGUCCAAAGACGCGUUCGCCGGGGCUGAGCACUUGGUCGUACUGGACAGGAACUCGACCAGGAUCAGCGUGAACAACGCGCCGCACCGGCCACCACCGCCGUCGUCCACGACGACCACGACCACGCCGGCCGCGCAGUCAGCGGUCGCUGCGUCCCCGCCCGUGGGCAGCAAACAGUGUCGGGGCGAGUGCGUAAGCGGGCUGUUCGCGUUGUUCUGCGACGACGUGGAUGCCGAUGCGUACUGUCCCGGCGACGACAGCAGUUGCUGUGUUUCUGCGCCCGCGGAAGGUCAACAGUCAUCGCCAUCGCCGUUGCCACCGCGACCGGCUACGCCGUCCAAGCAGCCACCGUCCCGGCCCGCGGCCACCACAACCACGACCGAGACCGGGCCGCCGUUGCCCAAGUGCCCCGGUUUCUGUCUACUGAACUUGAUGGCCGCGUUCUGCGAACGGCCGUCCGUACUCGUGUCGUACACGUCCACGUGCAAACGCGGCUCCGUGUGCUGUGACAACACCAAAGCGGCCGCCCAGUCGGCGUCGCACGCGCAGAAACCCAAACCCCGGCCACCUGCGCCAACCACGACCACUACGACCGUGCCACCACCACCGCCCGAUGGACGACCCGAGUGUCCCGGCUCGUGCAUCGUCCCUUACCUGUCGUUCACGUGUUUCAGAAACGCUGAAAUGACGGACGUGUUCAAAUGCCGUAAGCCCGGAACGCAGUGUUGCGCUUCGAAAACACAAAUCCGUGAAGUGGUCGAACAGAAGACGGGCGUCGUAAACAACGGCGUUGUUACACAACAAUCCACCCCACAGACCUAUGGCGGAUUUACGCACAGAAAUGACACCGUACCACCGUUUAGGCCGCACGUACCCAGUUCGUUGCAAGUGUACACGCCGUCACCUAUGACCGACUAUCCGAUGAAUCCGACGGUGUCCACGCUUACCACGACCAACGCGAUACCGUCCAAACCAUCGACGUACAGCAAAUACGUGUGCGGCGUCAAAGGGACGUCUAGGACGCGGACGUCGAGGGUGGUUGGCGGCGAAGACGCGGACGCGGCCGAAUGGUGUUGGCAAGUGGCGUUGAUCAACUCGUUGAACCAAUACCUUUGCGGCGGCGCGUUGAUCGGCACCCAGUGGGUGUUGACGGCCGCUCAUUGCGUUACCAACAUAGUGAGGUCCGGCGACGCGAUCUACGUGCGAGUGGGUGACCACGACCUGACCAGGAAGUACGGCAGUCCGGGGGCACAGACGCUGCGCGUGGCCACCACGUACAUACACCACAACCACAACUCGCAGACGCUGGACAACGACAUCGCUCUGCUCAAACUACACGGCCAGGCCGAGCUCAAGGACGGCGUGUGCCUGGUGUGCCUUCCGGCCAGGGGCGUGAACCACGCAGCCGGCAAGAGGUGCACGGUCACCGGUUACGGGUACAUGGGCGAGGCGGGCCCGAUCCCAUUGCGCAUCCGCGAGGCCGAGAUACCGGUGGUCAGUGACGCCGAGUGCAUCCGCAAGAUCAACGCAGUCACCGAGAAGAUAUUCAUACUGCCGGCCAGCAGCUUCUGCGCGGGCGGCGAGGCGGGAAAUGACGCGUGUCAGGGAGACGGCGGUGGACCUCUAGUGUGUCAAGACGAUGGAUUUUUCGAAUUGGCUGGAUUGGUGUCGUGGGGCUUUGGAUGCGGCAGAAUAGACGUGCCCGGUGUGUACGUGAAGGUGUCCUCGUUCAUCGGUUGGAUCAAUCAAAUCAUCAGCGUAAACAAUUUGUAAUUUUGGACUGCAGAACGUUGAAGGGGAGGAAAAAUGAGAACUACCGAAACUCGUCCGGAUUCAGAUCGCAUAUUCAUCGAUUAUUUAUUUAUUUAUUUAUUAUUUAUUUUAUAUUAUGCUUCUGCAGAUUUAAUAAAAACGAUGAACAUAA
This is a messenger RNA of Sipha flava (yellow sugarcane aphid), 2958 nucleotides long. RefSeq names its product protein masquerade (gene mas). The coding region runs from base 522 to 2807 and encodes 761 amino acids. Lineage: Eukaryota; Metazoa; Arthropoda; Insecta; Hemiptera; Aphididae. Gene Ontology annotation, biological process: proteolysis. The transcript has 8 exons. The record is from RefSeq and is a predicted model, not a curated record. Gene Ontology annotation, molecular function: serine-type endopeptidase activity.